UAUUUUCGCCCGCUGACCCUCUGCUGCCGCUCUUCUGUGUUCUUGCUCCCGUCUGCGCGUGCGCACACUGUUCAACCCCUGUCCAGUUCAUUCAGCGGUGUCUGCCCCUCGAUUACAGAUCACCAUGCACAAAAAAGGGUUUCGUAAGGGACCACUCGGAUAUCUCCUUCAGGAGCCAACCGAGGAGGCCGGGCUGAUCAAAGAUGACCCGUCUCUGCAGGACAAGUCGGCACCGAAGAAGGAGGACCUUGUCUUGUUGUGGUCUGUCAGAGAGGGGGUGACGUCUCUGACAAAAGAGAAGUCUUUGGUGAAUACGUUAUGCUUCCUUUAUAAUGGGGCAACUUGUGUCCCAGGGACACGGAUGUACAAACUGCAGCACUACCUCUGGAGCCAGAUGCAGUCAGACCGUCCAAGCCAACGGCACCAGCCUCGCCUGCUCAGAAAACGUGUGCCCCUUCUCAAAGAGCUGAUGUUUCUUGUGCCAGAACAAUCAGCUGCCACACAAACUAAGAGACCGGUUUCAACUGCAGCAGACCGCCGCACCGUAGAAAGCUCUCCAGUGUGCUCUCAAAUUAUUGAGGACUGCGGCAAAGAUGAAAAUCUCUCAUCUUCAGAGACCACUUCAUACAGUGUUCCACAUAGAGCUGAGGCAUCACAUGGAGCUGUUCACCUAUCUAUGUCAUUAAUGAAGUUGUUUUUCUUUGUUUAUUGUCAAGCUUUUAAAAUGUUUUUUUAAUUAUUAUUUUUCUUUCAGACAAAGUCUCGCUAUGGGAACGAUGGCGUCUCUGUCCACUUCUUUCAUCAGCAAGGCCCCGUCAGAUACAUCUACUGUUCCACAAAGGUCUUCAAAGCUCACCAUGCUGAAGGACUAACAAACCCCAGAUUGCUGUUUCAAGACUUUAUGGGAACUUAGUUCUUUCAGAGAAAACUUGCACCCACAAAGCAACAGGUGGAGGAGAAAAGACCUGAAGCUCACCAUCAGCUGAGAAGAUCAUCAGAGUCUCUCUUCCCUCUAUUAUGGACAUUUACUCCACACGCUGCAUCCGCAAAGCAAACAGCAUUGUGGAUGACCCCACGCACACCUCACACACACUAUGAAUUUUUUUGGUUUGAAAGUAAAUCUACUUACUGUUGGACAUCCAUACCAUCCCUAAGCACAACACAUAAAGAACAUUAUUGCCAGAAGUGAACUAUGAAUUUAUCCUUUGCAUGUCCUUUUUUUUUCAAUUUAAUUUUAAGCUAUGUGUAGCAUAUUAUAGAUCAUUUAAAAAGUAUAUAAAAAUCAAAUGUAAAGAUAAAUAUGUUGACAUAAUCUUUGAUGUGUAUGUAAUAAAAAAAAAAGGAGAGCCAUGGUGGCAUGUGAGGUGAGGUGUGUGUGCUUGUGUACACGCUAUGAGGUGCAUCAUGUUCAUAGAGUCUGUUAAUAAACUUCAGUUUGUUAGAACGUGGUGUCGUCCUCAGCUCAGAAAUUCCAGGUGGCCACCUAGUCACAACAAUUUGGCAACGAAGCACCAGGAUGAAAAGAGAGAGAGAUGAUGGCGGUGUUCAGCACAGAAUCAGGCCUGUGUUUUGUAGAGGCUAUGAAGAGCACUUCGCACAAUAAGCCAGCGGAAUCGAAGAAAGCAAACAACACUCAGUUUUUCUGGCUAUGGUAGGUGCAAAGACCAUUUCAUUCCUCACAGAUUUAUUCUCACCAAAAAGACCGUCUGAAACACUACUAGCUGACAUUUUGAAAACGCUCAGAGACUUUUAUGUGCCAAAGAAAUCAUGCUAAUGACUACUACUACUGUUAAAGCAACAGUUGAGGUGAUGCGUAGUAUGUUUGCCAGCUAUAGAUUACCUAAGGUAAUUGUUUCGGAUAAUGGACCUCAAUUUGUAUACCUUUAAGCAGUCAUUGGACAAGCAAAAACAAUUAGGCAUCACACUUCAACAUUGCAUUGACAGAUUUUUUUCUGUUAAAGAAAUACUUCAGUCCCAUCUGAAUUGUUUCUGAAAAGAAAAAUUAGAAGGCGGCUAUCACAGAUACAGCCACAGUUCUCUUGUCAAAUGCAGGAAAAGCAGCAAACACAAAUAAGAAGUUCAGCUCAUGUGAGAGUAUUUUAUCCACAGCAGAAGGUACUUGUGAAGCAGUUCAGGGGCAGGGAAGAGAAGUGGAAGACCAUUAGGUCCAGUUACUUAACUGGUCUGGGAAAGGGCAAGUCCUACAAAAAGCAUGUAGAUCAGUUACAAGCAACAAAAUGAACGAAUACUGAGCAGGAUGUGGAAGCGCCGUCAGACAAAACGUCUGUGACACUUCAGGAACAGGGUUAAGAGCAAGUGAAAAUUCAACAGUGGUAUCAGAAGUAUCUCAAAAGUCUGUUAACAUUAAGCCUUUCUGUGUCAGAAGAGUAUGCCAGAGAUUAAAUCUGUAAAACCCCAAUGAAUCUGGAUAAACAUGCUGUGGAUUUUUU
Molecule: messenger RNA, 2450 nt
Organism: Hemibagrus wyckioides
Lineage: Eukaryota; Metazoa; Chordata; Actinopteri; Siluriformes; Bagridae
Exons: 5
Coding region: 125-736 (203 amino acids)
Source: RefSeq, a predicted model, not a curated record